AUUCUGAAUGAUUUAUUGUCUGGUUUUGUUGUGGAGGAUGUUGCUUUCUCGCCUUUGUCCUCUUUUCUUUCAUUUGUAGCUUGACCUGAAGCAGCGGGUUAAAUCGCCACUUAGAAUUGGAAAUAUUUAGUUAACGUCCUAUUCAGUGUUAACAGGGCAUUAAGAUUCUGAACUCGUGGGAAAAAAAAGUGAUCUUUAAACUCCUAUUAGUGUCAGAGGUGAAGGGAAAGGCCAUCCUUCAUCUCACCAGUGAGAGAUGGGGGAACUUGUCUGGGAUACGGUGCAAGCCACCUUCUUGUUUAAAGGGAACUUUGCUCCCUUUAUAGGAAGGGGAUUUUAUAAAUAUAUACAAUAAGAACACAUCUUAUAAGAAGGCAUCUUGUUAGAGACCAUUCUCUGAUUAGAUCCCUUCAUGUUUCUCCAAUUGAUUCUGUUCUGCGUUUAUUACAUUGUCAACCAUAUUCUUCAUGUCUCAGCUCCCUAAGGUAAAUCCGAACAUCAGUUUUGUUUGAUUCAGUAACUGCGUGAAUGUUUUAUAUAAAAUAGAACUGAUCCGGCAGCUGAGCCAUGGAAGUAAGUACUGUGAUCAGAAAAUCUUCUCCCCAGGAAUCUGGCAGGUUGAGAAUCUCUGGUUGGAUAUUAGGAACAAUUUCUUCUCAGAAGGAGCGGUGCUGCACUGGCACAAGCUGCCCAGGGAGAUGGUGAGGUCACCGUCCCUGGAGGUGUUCCAGAACCGUGUGGAUGUGGCACUGAGGAUAUGGUCAGUGGGCACGGUGGGGAUGGGCUGACAGUUGGACUAGAUGGUCUUAGAGGUCUUUUCUGGUCUUUUUGAUUCUAUGAUUUGAGUGCAAUUUAUUCUUCUUGAUUCAGGAUAGGUAUUCGCUUCAAAGUUAGCGUCCUGAUUCCAUGGCUCUGGGCUCUUCUGGCAUAAACCUCAUUGACAGAGUGGUUCUUAAAAAUUCCUUGCUUGAUAAAGAAUGAUUCCUUCAUAUCUCAAGGAUGGCCUUAUUUCUAUAUACCUAAAAACGGAUAAAUUUAUGGAGAGUUGUGAUAAAAAUAUUUAUUGAAAAUUUACUUUUUGUGAAAUCUUUUCAAUCAUGGUCUUUGCAUUGCAGUAGGAUCUAUGGACAAAGUGCCUACAUAGGUACAGAGGACUGACAGUAUGAAGCAGCUUAUUUGGGGCUGUGAGGGCUAUAUGCAUCUAAUCAACAUGUGGUGCAGAAAAGCUGUUUGUAGCAACACGUGCAUGGAUGGAGAUUUAGUCUCUGUAUGUGGACACUUCCACAUAGAAUAAGUGCGGUAUUUGUGUAGGUGUCCAUUAGGGGAUAAUUGGAUGGCAUCUGGCACUCUUAAAGCUGUUUGAAAAUCUGCAUAAUAACUAAGGAUUUGUCAGCUUGUCAUGUUUCGUAGCCCAGAAUGAUUCACCUGUUCAGUGUCCCAUCAGAUAAUGUAGCUGCUGUAGCAUUAAAAAAAUGUCAAAGUUGGGCAGCUUAAAGUCCCAAGAGUUUUAACUCAGUUGUGUUGUGAGUUGUCAGUAUGUUUGAUAGACAGCUGACCUGGCUAAUGUGGGCUGCAGGCAGUUUUCCCCAGUGUUAGAGGAAAGCUCUGUGCUGUCCUUAAAAUUGUUGUGGUUUUUCUAGUCGUGGGAGAACUGGGCUGUUGGUGCUGGAUGUAGCAGCACCUCCUGGCUGCUAAGCAGUUGGGCUUCUUAAUGGACUUAGAGUAAUUUACUGCCUGGUUAAUAGAGUAGUUGGAGAAUGUGAGCGGGUGCUUGACAGUCCUGAUAAAGGUACAUGUUUACCGCCUCUUUGGUACAUUGCUAAGUUCCUAAAUAGUUGAUGAAUCACGCCUCUUUUCUCUUUUUAAGAUAUUACGCUUAUCUCCAGCAAGCUCAGGCUUUUUACACGUUUCCGUUCCAUCAGAUGAUGACUGCACCUCCUACCAUGGAAGCCAUGACUGAGCAGCCGACUCUAGAGGGCAUUCCAGAGCCAAACGUUGCUCAGGAACCUCCUAAAGAAGUUAAAAAAGGUGGAAGAAAGAGAAAAGCCAAAGCAACUGAGCCAAAGCAACCGAAAAAGCCUGCUGCGAAGAAAGAAAAACCGACCAAGUCAAAAGGGAAACAAGAAAAGAUCACAGAUACUUUUAAAGUGAAAAGAAAAGUGGACCGUUUUAAUGGUGUGUCUGAAGCUGAGCUUCUGACAAAGACUUUACCCGAUAUUUUGACCUUCGACCUGGACAUCGUAAUAAUUGGCAUAAACCCCGGCUUGAUGGCAGCUUACAAAGGGCAUCAUUACCCUGGACCUGGAAACCAUUUUUGGAAGUGUCUCUUCAUGUCUGGUCUAAGUAAUGAACAGCUGAACCACAUGGAUGACCACACCUUACCACAUAAAUAUGGAAUUGGAUUUACAAAUAUGGUGGAAAGGACAACACCUGGAAGCAAAGACCUCUCCAGUAAAGAGUUUCGGGAAGGAGGGCGAAUUCUGAUGCAGAAAUUACAAAAGUAUAAACCUCGUAUAGCAGCUUUCAAUGGAAAAUGUAUCUAUGAAAUUUUUAGUAGGGAAGUUUUUGGAAUAAGAGUUAAGAACUUGGAAUUUGGAUUGCAGCCACACAAGGUACCAGAGACAGAAACUCUCUGCUACGUUAUGCCAUCAUCCAGUGCGAGAUGUGCUCAGUUUCCUCGUGCGCAAGAUAAAGUUCAUUAUUACAUAAAGUUAAAAGACUUAAGGGAUCAGCUGAAAGGCAUUGCACCAAACACAGAGGUGCAGGAAGUGCAGUACACCUUUGACUUACAACUUGCACAAGAGGAUGCUAAAAAGAUGGCUGUCAAAGAAGAAAAAUACGAUCCAGGUUAUGAAGCAGCAUAUGGAGGAGCUUACUGUGAUCGUGCACCGUAUGAAAGCGAACAGUGCGAUUUCUCUUCAAAUGGAACCGCAGCGAGCAAUCCGCAGUACUGCGAGGGGUCAUCUUUUGGUGAAGUUCCCAAUGGACAAUGGAUGACGCAGUCCUUUGCAGACCAGAUUCCAGAAUUCGGUGCUGCUAUGGCACAAGAACGAGAGGGAAGCAGUGCGUAAGAGCUCUUUCUUCUCAGCUAUGCAUACAUGCUGCAGUUUUAAUGCAGUGAUCAAGAUUGGUACCUCGGUUCUCCAACUGAAGCAUUUUAAUAGUAUUUUAUCUCCCUUAGUUAUUUUAUUAUAGUCCUAAGUAGGUGUGUAGUAGGCUCAAAUCAAUGAACUAGGUAAUUUUAAGGAACUGUCCAAACUUUUUAAAAAAAAAAAAAAAAAGUUAGUCCUUUUUUGUAUAUGAGUUUUAUAUUUAAUGUAUACCAUUUCUUGCAGUUUUUGACAAACUGCUUUCUCAUUUGUGAAGGUUUCUUUAGGGCGUUAAUUUUAUUCCAUUAAUUGUAAAGUAGGAAUAAGAGCAGCAGUGUGCUUUUUAUUGACGCAUCGAUAUUUGGAUAUCUCAUAGUCCUUUUAUAUUUAGAGGGGAAAACAGAAAAUGUGCCCUUAUCUUACACGAAGUGGUGUUUUUAAUCAUGCACAGUUGAACAAAUGGUGCUUUUAAAGACUCCCUUUGCACUUCAGGGCAGGAGUAGAGAGCUCUGUCUACUCAGUGACUGGACCUUAGUCAGGUUUAAGGGAGCAGAGACAACUCAACACUGGUUAGGAAAAUUCAUGUCACGCAGGACAGGGCCUAAAAUAUUCUAGUCUUAGAGUAAGGUGUUCCUAUCAUUCCGUCUCUUUCUCCCUUAAAUUCGAGUGUAAGGAACUGGAAUUCCUUGCCAAAAAAAAAAAAGUGGUUCUCAAAUCUGUGGCAUUUUUCAGUCACUUCUUUGUGAUUAGUCUCUUCUCCUGAACUUUAGCAAGUGAACAGAUUAUAUGGCAGGGAACUGAUAAACCGUAUUCCCUGUGAAAACCCAUCUGCAGUUAGGUUAUUUGUGUCAGGUACAGUUAGCACAGGGUGAAAGAAGAUUGUGAUUUAGCAGUUUUUUACGUUAAUUUCUCUUCAAGACUUUAGAGGGUGUUUUUCUUACGCAUCUUCUGCGUAAAAAUAAUUACUAAGUUGAAGACGAGGGCAGCUGUUCCACGAAUUAAAUUGACAGCUGUUGGAACUUCAGCUUUCUUUGAGGAACUUGCUCAAACAAUACACACUUCUGGCCAAUAUUGGCGACUGAGAAAGAAAGGAUAUUCUGUGCCUGUGCCUAACCAUCAUCUACUUUCCCUCUUCUAUCACGCGAGGAAGAGAGGAAGUCAAAGCAAUAAGCUGAUCAAAACAUUGGCGUUUUGGUGAUCUUAUGAGAGAAGGUGCUUCACAUACUUGAAAAAUAAAUACAAACAGCAUCCCUGCACUCCGUGCUGGUCAGAGGUUCCUGUACUGGUGCUUUAUCCUUUCCUCACGGCCGCUGACAGUUGUCACGCACUGAGUGCAAUUGGUUGGCGUCGCUACUAAUCCUGCUGUAACAGCUCGCGCUGAGCUCACACGCUGCCAUCCUGUUGUGAGGCAGGCAUGAUGUUUACAGUUCUCUUCCCAAAUGAGGUGGCUUAACUCUGAGUGUCUGAAAUCCAGAAAGUGUGCGUUAUGAUUAUGUGUUUAUUAGCUUCAGCAUAAAGCUGCUCCGUGUAUUGUCAGAACGGCAUAGGAUUUGUCUCGUCUGUUAUUUAAAGUGUACUGUAUCAUGUAUUGCUGUUUACAUGGACGUUUUUCCCGCAGGUGCUCAAAGUGCCUCGCGUCAGGGAUUUGUUACAGUUCAGUUUUAUUUUUCAGCAAGAUUAGAAGCAUGUAACUAGCACUGCUGAUGAGGUAGCACAGUAGCACAGAACUACUGUGCUGCUCUCCUGUUUGAGUUGAAGGGAAAGGUCUCUUCGGGAACAGAGACACCUAGUAGGUGUAAAAUACAGUGAAGUGUAUAAUGAGCGUUUCACUCAACACUGCAAUUUGUGUACUCCCUCGGGACCGGUGCUCUUUUCAUUACAGUAAUCCAGAGGUUCUUAAUCUGUCUUAAAUCUCUCUCUGUUUCACAAUAAAAUCAGGAAUUGUA
Numida meleagris (helmeted guineafowl) is the source of this 5035-nucleotide messenger RNA. It is a transcript of the gene TDG, whose product is annotated as thymine DNA glycosylase. Gene Ontology annotation, cellular component: nucleus. NCBI's taxonomy places the organism in Eukaryota, Metazoa, Chordata, Aves, Galliformes, Numididae. The transcript is spliced from 9 exons. The coding region runs from base 1839 to 3071 and encodes 410 amino acids. The record is from RefSeq and is a predicted model, not a curated record. Gene Ontology annotation, biological process: base-excision repair, AP site formation. Gene Ontology annotation, molecular function: mismatch base pair DNA N-glycosylase activity.